GGCAUUGCACUACUCCACAUUCACUACACAAAAAGCCAAGGGAACCUCUGUGCCCAGUGUCAUGGCAGGAGAGGGGAUCACUAUUUCCCACUGGAUUGCAAGCCCUGUGCGCUACCAGGAGCACUUCAAAACCAGGAAUCUCACUGAAUGCACUGAAGAUCAUCAACUGUUUGCCCUGCCAGGACCUGAAUGUCUGCCGGUUAAAAUGGACACUGAGGGGGGUGAAGCAGACAGUGAGGACGAGGAUUCAGGAGAGCUAUUAUUUCAAGUCCUGCUGGACGUGACUCAGUUUAAACCAGAAGACAUCCUCAUACAGGUCUUUGAAGGGUGGCUGCUUAUUAGAGGUUGGCAUGGGGUGAGGAUGGACGAGCAUGGGUUUGUGUCACGGAGUUUCACCAGACAGUAUCAGCUGCCUGACCGUCAGCUCCAGGCGGGGGACCUCAAAGCCAUGCUGUGUCAUGAUGGGAUACUAGUGGUGGAGACCAAGGACCGAUGGUGGCCAGCAUGUGAUUAGGAAAACACAGUGACUUAACACUAUUCAUGAUGUUAGCUGAACACUGUUGUUGUGAUCAGUUAGCCGGUAAUCACAUUCUUUGCUGUUGUAUGACAAUUUUGCUUUGUUUUGGGUGUCCCCAGAUGUUUAACAAUCAGCUUGAUUGCCUGCAUAAUGCUUAGUGGCGAAAAUUAAAUUUUCUAAUAAGUAAAAAAGACUCUUAUCUGUUCAUAUUUCUAUAUAUAUAACCUAAAGUAAUUAAAAAUCGGCAUCAAGUACAUAAUAGUUCCCUUGCAGGAAUGUGAUUAAACUUUAUGAUUACAUCUCAUUACGUCAUUCUGCAAGCACGUUUGCCAGCAUGUCAAUGCCAUAAUGCAGCGCUACUGUACGUUUAAGAAUUGUUUGACAAACCUGUUUAGUACAAAAAGUAAACAUGCCGGCUGGCAUGACCUCAUAAUACUGUUAGAAAACAAACUUAUUCUUUAAUUAAAGAAGUUUUAAUGUUUCUUGUGUCAUACUGCACUUUAAUCGCACUUCGCACAUAUAUAAACAAGAUGAA
Sinocyclocheilus anshuiensis is the source of this 1052-nucleotide messenger RNA. It is a transcript of the gene hspb3, whose product is annotated as heat shock protein, alpha-crystallin-related, b3. The transcript has a single exon. Gene Ontology annotation, cellular component: nuclear speck; cytoplasm. Lineage: Eukaryota; Metazoa; Chordata; Actinopteri; Cypriniformes; Cyprinidae. Bases 62 to 514 code for a protein of 150 amino acids. The record is from RefSeq and is a predicted model, not a curated record.